This is a messenger RNA of Erigeron canadensis, 1413 nucleotides long. RefSeq names its product UDP-glycosyltransferase 91D1-like. Gene Ontology annotation, molecular function: UDP-glycosyltransferase activity. The record is from RefSeq and is a predicted model, not a curated record. The transcript has a single exon. The coding region runs from base 1 to 1413 and encodes 470 amino acids. NCBI's taxonomy places the organism in Eukaryota, Viridiplantae, Streptophyta, Magnoliopsida, Asterales, Asteraceae.
AUGGCGCUAGAUAACACCGAUGACAUCAAUAAACAACUUCAUGUUGUGAUGUUCCCAUGGCUUGCUUUUGGUCAUAUCAUUCCUUUCCUUCAACUUUCUAAAUUCAUAACUCAAAAAGGUCACAAAGUCUCUUUUCUUUCCACUACAAAAACUAUCGAGCGCCUCCCUUCUGAUCUCGAACCGCUUAUAAAUUUAGUUCGACUCAAGCUUCCACAUGUUCAAGAGCUGCCGCAUAACGCAGAAGCCACUAUGGAUGUCCGUACGGAUGAUAUUCAUUACCUCAAAAAGGCAUUUGAUGGUCUCGAACCACAAGUCACUCGGUUUCUUGAGAAAGAGUCUCCUGACUGGAUUAUAUAUGAUUUUGCUCCUUAUUGGUUGCCUGAUAUCGCAGCUGGCCUUGGCAUCUCAAGGGGUUUUUUCGCUAUAGUAACCCCCUGGUUCAUGGCAUUUCGUGGACCAUUGCCCAAGGACGUGAUAAAUCAUUCUGAUAAUCAAAAAACAGUUGAAGAUUUUAUGAUGCCACCUUCGUCGAUACCCUUUCCUAACAAUUUAUGCUAUCGCAAACAUGAAGCUACGUGGAUGGUGGGUACUAGUUUGGUUAACGCUUCUGGGGUUACAGAUAUAUAUCGUUCGCAAAUGGUUAUAAAGGGUUCCGAGUGCGUGUUUAUAAGACAUUGCUUUGAAUUUGAACCCCAAUGGAUAACCCUUUUAGAAGAAUUAAACCAUACCCCUGUAGUUCCCGUGGGGUUAAUGCCACCAGAAACGGCAACCAAAGUUGGAGAAGAGAAAAGUGACACGUGGAUGACCAUCAAGACGUGGCUUGAUGGUCAUCCAAAAGGUCAAGCGAUAUAUGUGGCGUUAGGAAGUGAAGUUAUGGUGGGUAAAAGAGAGAUCAGUGAGUUAGCUUUAGGUUUAGAGCUUUCUGGGUUGCCCUUUUUAUGGGCUCUUAGAAAGCCUGCUGGUUUCACUGAGUCUAACUCAGUGGAACUGCCAGACGGAUUCUUGGAAAGAACCAAGGAUCGUGGGAUGGUAUUAAUGAGUUGGGUACCUCAGCUACAGAUACUCAGCCAUGAGUCGAUUGGUGGGUUCUUGACUCAUUGUGGUUGGGGGUCGAUUGUGGAAGGGCUAAUGUUCGGUCACCCUUUGAUAAUGUUACCAUUUUUGGUGGACCAAGGUCCUAAUGCUCGAGUGUUGGUGGAGAAACAAGUUGGAAUCGAGGUGCCACGAAAUGAAGAAGAUGGAUCAUUCACCGGGGACUCGGUGGCUAGAUCACUCAAUUCGGUUAUUGUCAAUGAUGAAGGGAAGAUCUACAAAGCCAACGCGAUGGCCUGGAGCCGAAUAUUUGGUGACAAGAAACUACACAAAAAGUAUGUAGACAACUUCAUGAAGUAUUUGAAAAGUCAAAGGGUGUAG